This is a messenger RNA of Propithecus coquereli (Coquerel's sifaka), 1709 nucleotides long. It is a transcript of the gene SF3A3, whose product is annotated as splicing factor 3a, subunit 3, 60kDa. The record is from RefSeq and is a predicted model, not a curated record. Gene Ontology annotation, biological process: mRNA splicing, via spliceosome. Gene Ontology annotation, cellular component: nucleus; spliceosomal complex. Lineage: Eukaryota; Metazoa; Chordata; Mammalia; Primates; Indriidae. The transcript is spliced from 15 exons. The coding region runs from base 148 to 1482 and encodes 444 amino acids. Gene Ontology annotation, molecular function: zinc ion binding; RNA binding.
UUUUCUUCUAGUCCCUGAGGCACUUCCGGUACUCGCGGAACUUUGGUGCCGCCGGACGCGUAGCGUGGGGACGCAGGCGCGCAGGGCGGCAGGAGUUGUUUCCGGCCUUCUUCUUGGUCUGGGUUGGGGUGUCGCGGCAAACGGAAAAUGGAGACAAUUCUGGAGCAGCAGCGGCGCUAUCAUGAGGAGAAGGAACGGCUUAUGGACGUCAUGGCCAAAGAGAUGCUCACAAAGAAGUCCACGCUCCGGGACCAGAUCAAUUCUGACCACCGCACUCGGGCCAUGCAGGAUAGGUAUAUGGAGGUCAGUGGGAACCUGAGGGAUUUGUAUGACGAUAAAGAUGGGUUACGAAAGGAGGAGCUCAAUGCUAUUUCAGGACCCAAUGAGUUUGCUGAAUUCUAUAAUAGACUCAAGCAAAUAAAGGAAUUCCACCGGAAGCACCCAAAUGAGAUCUGUGUGCCAAUGUCAGUGGAAUUUGAGGAGCUCCUGAAGGCUCGAGAGAAUCCAAGUGAAGAGGCGCAAAGUAAAUACCUAGAGAUGCUGCUUGAGUACCUUCAGGAUUACACUGAUAGAGUGAAGCCCCUCCAAGAUCAGAAUGAACUUUUUGGGAAGAUUCAGACUGAGUUUGAGAAGAAGUGGGAGAACGGUACCUUCCCUGGAUGGCCGAAAGAGACAAGCAGUGCCCUGACUCAUGCUGGGGCCCAUCUUGACCUCUCUGCAUUCUCCUCCUGGGAGGAGUUGGCCUCCCUGGGUCUGGACAGAUUGAAAUCUGCACUCUUAGCUUUAGGCCUGAAAUGUGGCGGGACCCUAGAAGAGCGAGCCCAGAGACUAUUCAGCACCAAAGGAAAGUCCCUGGAGUCACUUGACACUUCUCUGUUUGCCAAAAAUCCCAAGUCAAAGGGCACCAAGCGAGACACUGAGAGGAACAAAGACAUUGCUUUUCUAGAAGCCCAGAUCUAUGAAUAUGUAGAGAUUCUUGGGGAACAGCGACAUCUAACUCAUGAAAAUGUACAACGCAAGCAAGCAAGGACAGGAGAAGAGCGAGAAGAGGAGGAGGAAGAGCAGAUCAGUGAGAGUGAAAGUGAAGAUGAAGAGAACGAGAUCAUUUACAACCCCAAAAACCUGCCCCUUGGCUGGGAUGGCAAACCCAUUCCCUACUGGCUGUAUAAGCUUCAUGGCCUAAACAUCAACUACAACUGUGAAAUUUGUGGAAACUACACCUACCGAGGACCCAAGGCCUUCCAACGGCACUUUGCUGAAUGGCGUCAUGCCCAUGGCAUGAGGUGUUUGGGCAUCCCAAACACUGCCCACUUUGCUAAUGUGACACAGAUUGAAGAUGCUGUCUCCUUGUGGGCCAAGCUGAAACUGCAGAAGGCUUCAGAGCGAUGGCAGCCCGACACUGAGGAAGAAUAUGAAGACUCCAGUGGGAAUGUUGUGAAUAAGAAGACCUAUGAGGAUCUGAAAAGACAAGGACUGCUCUAGUGUUCAGGGAUGUAGCUCAGCUUUUGGGCUUGCCCAGGCCUCCCUGAGAUCUGCAUUUUCUAUUUCUUCCAACCAAAUGCUCAAAGACCCUUUGCUAUGUAGUCUUAUGGUCUAGCAUGCAUCUUGUAGAAACAAGGCAUGCAGACACAUUGUAGGGUUGAGAUGUGUUUUAUCUUUGUUUUAUAUUAAAAAAGAUUCUGCCAGAAAACAAAACCAUCCCUUGUUUU